Messenger RNA from Aspergillus chevalieri, 171 nucleotides. RefSeq lists its product as uncharacterized. The transcript is spliced from 2 exons. Lineage: Eukaryota; Fungi; Ascomycota; Eurotiomycetes; Eurotiales; Aspergillaceae. Bases 1 to 171 code for a protein of 56 amino acids. The record is from RefSeq and is a predicted model, not a curated record.
AUGCUAAAGAAAGGCAAGUACGUCAAUUACUAUCCCAACAUUGAGCAACGCCGUCUGUCGAACAUCGGUUGUGGUCAAGACGACCUGGCUGGGAUUAGUGCCUGGGUGGGAACAACACUUGAGAGGGACAUCGAAGCAGCGAUGCUUAACACGGAGCUUACAUUGGAUUGA